ACGCUUCUUCUUUAUAACCUUCCCUUUCUCUCCUUCCCCUCAUUUCAUUCCCCCAAUGAACCUUCCUCCCUUCAAUCAUGCAUUUCCCGGUAAUGGGUUGCUUCAAAAUCCUGCCUUGAUGCCGCCGCCGCCGCCGCCUCCUCUGCCUCCGCCUCUGCCUUCCAGUGAUGGAACUGCCAUUGUUACUAAAAACAAUGCACCCCACCGUCACACCAAGCUUUGUGCUAGAGGCCAUUGGAGGCCGGCGGAGGAUGCUAAGCUUAAAGAACUCGUCGCCCGUUAUGGCCCUCAAAACUGGAAUCUCAUUGCUGAGAAUCUCCGUGGCAGAUCAGGUAAAAGUUGCAGAUUGAGAUGGUUUAAUCAAUUGGAUCCAAGGAUAAACAGAGCAGCGUUCAACGAAGAAGAAGAAGAACGGCUCGUAACAGCUCAUAGAUUGUAUGGAAACAAAUGGGCUAUGAUUGCUCGUUUGUUUCCUGGUAGAACUGAUAACGCCGUCAAGAAUCAUUGGCAUGUAAUCAUGGCUAGAAAACAGAGGAGAUCCUUACGAAAGAUCUUUCAGAAAAACAAUGUUUCCGGCGAAUCCACCAUUUCCAGCACCGCCUCUACCUCCGCCGCCUCCAGGUGGUGCGGCGGCAUGGGGAAGGUUUGGGGGAAAACAGAGGAGGCGAUGACGGCGGAGCAGUCAGGGAACUCUGAGUCGAACUCGGAUGUUUCGGCGGCGGAGUCAGUGAUUUCAACGAAUCUGUGCUUAUCAUCUGGGUGGGGAAACGGUCGGCGGCGGCAGGAUCAUAUGAAAAUGGAGUUCAUUGAUUUCCUUGGAGUUGGAGCUUCUUGAAAUAAAAACCAUUGCUUUAUCAAACAUU
Molecule: messenger RNA, 863 nt
Organism: Cucurbita pepo subsp. pepo (vegetable marrow)
Lineage: Eukaryota; Viridiplantae; Streptophyta; Magnoliopsida; Cucurbitales; Cucurbitaceae
Product: transcription factor MYB3R-3
Biological process (GO): regulation of DNA-templated transcription
Cellular component (GO): nucleus
Molecular function (GO): RNA polymerase II cis-regulatory region sequence-specific DNA binding; DNA-binding transcription factor activity, RNA polymerase II-specific
Source: RefSeq, a predicted model, not a curated record